Messenger RNA from Leishmania mexicana MHOM/GT/2001/U1103, 783 nucleotides. RefSeq lists its product as hypothetical. NCBI's taxonomy places the organism in Eukaryota, Euglenozoa, Kinetoplastea, Trypanosomatida, Trypanosomatidae. The record is from RefSeq and is a predicted model, not a curated record. The transcript has a single exon. The coding region runs from base 1 to 783 and encodes 260 amino acids.
AUGCCUGCUAAGGGUGCUAAGUCAAAGGCGCAGAAGCUUUGUGAUGCGCGAAAGCUAGGUGUUGAGAAGCUUGUAGAGCUUGUUUUCAUCGAACGUCCACGAACGCUGAGCUUUUCUCACCGCUCGCUGGGAAGCCUGCGGCAUCCGUACUCGAGUCUCAUUUGCGAGACAUCUGCUGAUCGUGCCUCUAGUCAAGACAAAAUUACGUACUUAUUGGAGGUAUUUUUGGAGGCCAAAGGUGAAAAGAAAACCUGGAUGCGGGUGGAGCGCAUUUUCGAUUCUAUGCUCGGAGAUGCCUUGAUGGAGAAAAUGAAGCUCGAACUUUUGCUCUCCUCUAAGCUCUUACAGCGCUUUGAGGUGCUGUGGGUCCGCCUUGGUGGUGUCAAUGGCGGCAUUAUUUCCGAGGAUGCCUACAAGCAGUUUCACCAGCAACUGUAUUUUACUCUUUUCGGAAUCGAACAGAUGACAUUAUUGCCGGCGACGAUGCAGUUUAUUCUGGAAGACUAUAAGUACGAUUCACAGGGCAAAAGCGGGAUCGAGUUUGGCCGCUUUGCCAAUUCGAUGCUCGAAUUAGCUGAUAACUGGGCUAGAAGUCGUGAGGUGGCGGAUUAUGUUGCAUUCAUGGACAGAAUUAUGGAGUGCUGCCCAGCCAGCACAGUACAGUCACGCAAGACGCAUGCGUCAGACGAGUUCACUCUGAGCAAGGAAGCUUUCUUCCGGGGUGGAGUGGUGGUUCCCAGGGUCGAGGGCGAACAAAUUGUUUACCAUAGAAUAAAUCUUUAG